GACGUUUUCAACUUGUUUAUUUAUAUUUUUAAUUUCAUUACUCUUUUUAUAAUUUCUAAAUCAAAAUGCCUUCUUUUUGUGUUGUAUUGGAUUGUGAACAAAAAUAUGCUCAUACUGAUGAUGUCUCAUUUCACAGAUUUCCAAAAGAAGAAGAAUUGUCGAACCAGUGGAAGAAUUUCACGGGAAGAUGCGAUGAUUGGCAUCCGUCAAGAUGGUCAGCCAUAUGUAGCAGACACUUCAAAGACAGUGACUUUCGAAAAUAUGCGACAAGAAAAAUACUCAAAAAAAAUGCAAUUCCAACGAUUACGAGCUGUCGAAAUGUGGGAUCCAAUAUUCUUGCAACAAAUGGAAACCUUAGCCAAUCUAUUUCAAAAGAAAACGUAAAAGUAAUAAAUGAUUCUGAAACUUACGAAAAUAAAAUUUUCGGAACUGACACCAAAGAAUCAAAGAUAAUUUCUUUCGAACAUCAUCUGCAAUCCAGAGAUUCAAACACAGUAACCACUUCCGAAACGGAGAAUGCCUUAAAUAAUGUUUCAGAAAUUUUAAGUAUACCAUUAGAGAUGCCUUUAUGUAUUGAGUCACAAAACUUAGAGCAAUGCAACAUAUCCCAACAGGAUAUUGCCAAUAACGAUACUCAACAAUACGACAUAAAUUUAAGCGUAAAUUCAAGUUUUUUAAAUUUUUAUGAAUCAUCCACAGCGCCUUGUAGAUUAUGUGGCCAAGAAGACCAUAUAACGAAUUCUUUUCUGAAUGACUUUGAAAUUUUCGGAAUGAUUCAAAAAUGUAUGCCAACUUUAAAUAUACGACAAGAUGAUAUGUUUUCCAAAGAAGUUUGUUCUAACUGUUUAGAGCAACUGGAAAACUUUAACGCUUUUGUAGAUCAAGUAAUUUUACAUCAGAAGAAUUUAAUGGAAAAUGUACAAGCUGUUAAGCAAUUAGGGAAACAUUCCACAGUUAUUUCAUCAGUGAAAAUAAAACAAGAGCCAGUUAAUAAUAUGAAGAUGAACAUAAAACAAGAAAUUUUAGAUACACAAAUUUCCCAACAUAAUGAAGGGACUAUAGAUGACCGUGACAAUCAUUUGAAUUCUGUACAGUUUAAUAUUCAAGAUCAAGAUGAACCAUUUCCAAUUGAACCAGAACCUAAAGAACAAAAAUUCUUACGAGAAAGUAGUUCUUUAACUACUCGAGAAAUCGUAAAAAACUGUGAUAUAAUUGAAAUAAUAAAUUUGGAAGACGGUUAUAUAGACAUACCUGAUGAUGAAAUAGAUGAUCCACAAAAUGGCAUUGAACAAAUAAAUACAAACGAAAAUCAUCCAAAAGUAAUAGACAAUAAAGAAAUAAGAAUAAAAAAGAAGAUAACUGAAGAUGUAGAAUCUUUUUCUAAGGAAAACAUAGUUCGGCCACGUGUAGUCCAAAAUGUUAUAGGGGAGCAUAAUUAUACCAGAAAUUGUGAUGUCGAAUUUGAUCUAAUUUUAAAAGCUAAUGAAUAUAAGCAGGAAGAACCAGAAGACCAAAUGAAUAAUAACGAAAUCAACACAACAAAUAAUAACAGUUGUGGAGAAAGUCACGAUCAAUUAACAUCUAACUAUGUUUUACAUAAAAUUGAAGCAACAAAUUCACCAAAAAAGACUAUUCCUAAAAAAGAAAAAUUUUCAGAAAAAUCAAAUCCAGCUCUGAAAUGUAUUGAAAAUAAGACAUCUUGUGAUAAAAAAACAAAUCCCAUGCAAAUAUACAUAAAAAUUCCAAAAAUUAGUCCCACUAAUUAUAACAAUGAGUCUUUAAGUACAAUGAGAGAAAUGGAAAACAUUAAUAUUGCUCCUGAGUCUACAGAUUGUUUAAAUACUCCUGAAAAUAAUUUAUUAAUAUCAAAUAUUACAAAAUUAAAAAACUCGAAUAAAUCAAAUAUAGUUGUAAUAAAUGAAAGCAUACUUAAACCUGGUGAUACACAACAUUUUGAAUUAUACAAGUGCCUGGAAUGCAGCAUCCAAUUUUUCUCAGUUGAUAACUUUAAGGAGCAUCAAAAAUUUCAUCAUUCUGCAUCGUCAUUUAACGAAAUAAAGACUUCUGAGCCCAUAUGCACACAUUUUUGUGUUUUAUGCGAAACAAAUUUUGAUUCUUUUUACGAUUUGCUUAAGCAUCGCAGCAAAUGUCGUAUUCAAAAUUCGUUUUCUACUAAAAAACCUAAUAAGAAUUUAAAAAACGUUUAUAAUUGUCCAAUGUGCUCAAAAACUUUUAUAUCAAAAUUAGCCUUGAAUAAUCACCGAAAAUAUAUUUGCAAGUAUCCGAGUGGACACAAAUUUAUUUGUAAAUAUUGCGGAGAUAAUUUUAAAAAGUGGAUAUUAUGCAGACGUCAUGAAAAAAUUUGCCGGAUUUCCCACCUUACAAUAAUUAACAAAAAAGAAGAUUUAACUAAGACAAAAAGAAAAGAAGAUAAUGGAAAACUAAAAGCGCCAAGUAAUGAGAAAAAAAAAAUUUUAAAUUGCAAAGAACAAGAAACCUGCAAAAGUCGAUAUUGUUGUGAAACAUGCAACAGGUCUUAUGACAGGUAUCAAAAUUUAAUUCGUCAUAAAAAAAUUCACAGACCUAAAGAGGAAUGGAAUUAUAAAUGUGGUAGUUGCGAGAAACGCUUUGAUCGCAUGUAUGAUUUAAAAAUACAUUUAAAAUCUGCAGAAUGUCCAUGUGUACCAUCAAAGCCAGAUACAAUAUUUUUUGUUUGUCAAAUAUGUGGCAAAAAAUUUAAAACAUUGCAAAUUCUCAAAGAGCAUGGUGUAACACAUUCAGAUAUGUUUUCAUACGUUUGCCAAAUAUGUAACAAAAGCUUUAAGGCCUUACGAAAUUUAAGACAACAUAAAAUUACUCAUACCAGUGCAAAAACGGUUCAAUGCGAUUUAUGUGACAAAACGUUUAAAAGAUUGAAUGGUUUACUACAGCAUAAAAGAGGUUUUCAUUUAAAAAUAAAACCUCAUGUUUGCGGAGUUUGCAAGCAUGCAUAUUCAUUAAAAGGAGAUAUGCUUCGAUGUAAGCAUAAAUAUUUAAAUGUAGAAUAAGUUAAUACACUUUUUUCAAUAGCUAGUCAGUGGCAAUUUUUUUUUUGUACUAGUCAAAUUUGCCCUAAGAAGUCUUAAAGUAUAUGAUAAUAAAUCUAAUUAAACUAUCAAAAUUGUAACUAUGUACUACUUUUCUAAUUUUUGAGAAAGGUUGAAAAUUUUUUAAUAGUUGUAAUAGCUCUUCAUUAC
Condylostylus longicornis is the source of this 3236-nucleotide messenger RNA. Its product is annotated as zinc finger protein 184. NCBI's taxonomy places the organism in Eukaryota, Metazoa, Arthropoda, Insecta, Diptera, Dolichopodidae. Gene Ontology annotation, cellular component: chromosome; nucleus. The record is from RefSeq and is a predicted model, not a curated record. The transcript has 3 exons. The coding region runs from base 66 to 3047 and encodes 993 amino acids. Gene Ontology annotation, biological process: regulation of transcription by RNA polymerase II. Gene Ontology annotation, molecular function: chromatin insulator sequence binding; zinc ion binding.